AAGCAGUGUAACAAGCAUAGGAAAAAAUACACGGUUUUACUCUAAGCUGUGCUUCUUUUAUUUUGGAGGUACCAAAAGGCCUCACACAAUCGUCCAGACAGUUUCCGGAAGAACUGCGAAGGAGGGUCCGCGCGUGCAUCGCAAUUACAUUGUAUUAUAAUGGCUAGCAGGAGAUAGAAAGUUAGAAACAAGUAAACGUUUUCACUUUCUCUUGUGUUAAUGUCCCAUAUCUUCCAGGCACAGCUCAUCCCAUGCGAGAAGUCAUUUGAAGUGAAGUAUGGCUUUUGAGUCUACAUCUGAGACAGCUCUUGCUCAGGCUUUGAUGCUAGAAACAGUUUGGUUGAAGCAAGAAUAUGUGGAAGAGGCAGAGGCAGCCUUCCAGCAGAUGUCUUUACAUGAUGACAAAGCAGAAACAAAUGAGCAGGACAAGUAUGAAACUUCCCCUCUCCUCCUGGAACAUGUCUGGCUCAUGCAGCAGACGUACGAGAAUGCCGAGGCCUGGUGUCAGAAAGUUGCUGUUGGAACCGCAGAUUUCAGUUCAUUGAAGUUGGAUCCCGUUCCUGGGACGCCUACCAAACGUACACACAUUCAGGAUGACUUAUCUAAAUCCAAAAAGCUGAGAGCUGAGGGUAGUGCAGAGUCAUGGGAGAAAAAGCUUCAUGAAGAGAUGUCAACCUUGGGAAAGAGUGCGAAAAACAUUCACAAGCAUCUUGAUGAAUUUCAAAAGACCCAACAAAGAAAGGCCCAAGCCAUCCAGGACACCGUGAUGCGCUUGAAUAAUGCUAUUGAAGCCUGUCAGAACCGACUGAGUGAAGAACUGUCCCAAAGCUCAUCCCAGAUUGCUUGGUUCAGAACACUUCUUCAGGACGUUGACUCUGUCAUUUCUAAGACAAAUGAGAAUUUGCAAGGAUCUAACUGGGGACAGAGCAAGCAUCUUGCCUCUUUCUGCCAAACUAUGGCAGACCGAAUGUCCAAGAUUGACAGCAACUUAAAUAAGUGCAUUGAAUCAUGCAGUGGAUUGCAAGCGGAGGUGCCCAAAUCAGAAAUAAAUCGGAUUGUUGGAGAGAUUGGAAAGCUGUCUUUGUUUAAAAAGAAACAAGGGACUGAGAAGUUUGGACAGAAGCAGGAGUUGGUGUCAAAAAUGCUGAAGGAGUUGAUGAGGGACCGACAUGAGCUGGAUUUGGUUCGACCUUCUGAUUCCUCUGAUAGUAGUAUGGAAGGAAAUGUUAGUAGCUCGUUCUCCACUCCAGAUUCUGACAGUGAGAAAGAUUCAAACAAGAAAAAAGCUCAAAAGAUGAAGAAGGAUAAGAGGAGCAAGAACCUGCAGAAAAGUUCGACCCACCUAUCUGUCACUGGAAACAGGAACAAUAACAAUGUGGCAACAACAACAAAAUCUCAGUCAAAGCAAAACAAAAGACUCAAAUCUGCUCCCAAUGGCCAAAAAAUGAAUGGAAACCAGGGGAGUGUGUCCACGCCAAAGAAGAGAAAUGCACAAGGCUCCCAAAGCGCAGCGCAGAAAAAGCAAGACGUCUUCAAGUUCAAGGGGAGUUCCCAGGCCACCAAGUCCCCAUUCUUUCAUCAGCCUGGAAUACUAGGGCCAAGACCAAAUGCUUUUGGCCAGGGGGACUUGCCUCAGCACGGGUCUUUCAGGUUUCAAAAUUUCAACAGUUUAGGCCAAGGUCCUCAUUCUGUUGGGAAUAUAAGUGGCAUCCACUCUUUGCCCGGGAGUGGAUACCCGCAUCUGGCAGGUGCUGGGAACUUCAGCUUCUCUGGGUUGCAGCAAAAUGUGGGCCUUGAUGUUGGCUUACAGGGUCAGAGUAUGAAUUUUAGUAUGUCUGAAGGUAGGGAUUUUGAUCGUGGGUAUGGUAACCAUCUGAAGCAGUCUAAACUUUUCCAGAUGCAAGAAAAUCAGGGCAGAGAUUCAGGGUUUGGGUAUGCUUAUGGUCAUGGACUGUCGGGCCGGGCUGCGUUUGGCGGGAACGUGGAGCAACAGUUGAACGACAUCGCCCAGAAGCUGCGUCAGAUGCAGCUCGUGGCCACCCAGGACUACCAGCUUCAGCAGCUCAUGCAGGAGACGCAGCGGCUCAAGCAGAUCCUGGCCCAGAAGCAGCACCCGCAGCAUCAGCACCGCGACCACUUCCAGCAGCAGUUUCAGGUGCUGAUCAACGCUUUCCUGCAGCAGCAGCAGAUGCAGGCCCAGCAGCAGCCACAGCCCAAGAUGGCCAAGUCCAUGCCGUCCCACCAGCAGCGCAUGUUCCACAACCGGCAGCACCACCUGCACCAGCAGCAGAAGAAGCAAAAGCAACAGCAAAAUAAGUUUCAGGCUGUCAGGCAGGAGGUUCGGAGCAAGCAGGAGGCGACGCAGAAUCAAAUUCAGGGUCAGAGAAAAGGAGGAACAGUAGCCUCCGAGAAAAAAGGGAAGCAAGAUUCUGCCACUAACUCAGGUAGCGGGGUAAGGAGUGGGCCGAGAAAGCUGCCAAAUAAAAAUUCAAAACUUGUCAGAAUCGGGAUGUUCAACCCUUUUGCCCAGGGUGACAAGCACCGCGCGAGUGUGAGCUCUAUGGUCGUGCUGGAAGAGAUCGGCUGCUUGGUGGUUGUGGACAUCAUCAACAGUUGUCUAAAGCUCUAUGAUGUCAGCGACGACGGUUCCUCUAGCAGUAGCCUCAACCAUCGUCUAGUGACGCGACUCGAGCUACCCCGACCAUACCACAUGACACAGCUCGCCCCCGAUAAGAUCGUCAUCAGCCGAGCUGGGAACACCCUCAGUGUGGUCAAGGUCUCCAAGCGAAGGCUUGAAUUUCUCCGCGACUUGAAGACCAAUGCACAGUAUUUUGGUCUGACCUACGUAGAGGAAGGCGUUGUUGCAUGUGCAGCUUUCAAGGAUGAUAGAAUUGACCUUGUCUGUAUUCAAGAUGAUCUGAUGGAAGUAGGAAUUCUGGUCAGUGAUUGCAAAGGCCCUGAACUUGUUGCCAGUUUGGGGGCCACUAAUAGUAUUGUAUUUGUUGAACGCACGCAAGAUAUUUGCAUCCGUCUGGUGUGUGUCAGCACUGAAGGAACUCAGCUAUUUGCGAAUGACCUCGACUCUGAGCCAAGCGAUGUGUGGAAUGUGGCAUGCAUUGGAGAUCGAAUCGUCUGCAGCAGCAAACGUGACAAUAAGCUGAAACUUUACUCGAGAAACGGGAAUUUCCUGGCAGAUCUGACCUCACCUGGAGGCACGCUGAAGAAACCAUUUGCUCUGGCUUUCAGUGACUCUGGGAACUUGUAUGUGGCGAAUGAUGGUGCAUGGGAUGAGGAGUUCAAGCACAAUGUCACGACGGAAAUUAAUGUGUUUGGCUUUUCAUGAAGGUAGUUCUGAUUUCUUUGUUCUGUGGUGUGGUGCUUCUGGAUGGUGAAUACAAGUGCUAUGUAAUUACAGAGAUAUAUGUGCUUGCCUUUUCAUGAAAUUGGUUUAAUUGCUUUUCAGAGUUCAUUGUUGAAUUUGAUAAAUUUGAUUGUUGGUGUUCAAUUUGUUAUGAUGUUUUUGUCACUUUUUUACUUUAGUUUGAAAUGGCUUCUUUUGAAGUUUGGGUGGGGAGUAGAAUGAACAGUGCUUGAUAUUUACGAAUUUGAUGGACAUUAUAUUUCAUAAGAAUGUGAAUCUGAUCUGUGUUGAAAGUGUGUAUCAUAUUAUUGACAGUUGGAUCUAUACAAAUGUUGGAAUUAUCCUCCUCAAUGAAUGUACUUCAACUGGUACUGAUUUUACUUUAUUGUGUUAAUUUGCUGCACACUAUGUGUUGAAGUUCUGUUGUUUAAAGCGUACGGUCCAUUGUUUUAUUUUUUGCUCAUUUUAUAUUAGUGUGAUGCAAGAAUAAGAGGAACAAGUUCAAAACUUGAUGUUUGUUUAGCAGAUUUUCUUUUCAUUCAAAUUUUCCAUGCUGUCAUUCAUACUGUUCCAUUUGUUAUCUUUAUUUUUCAUUGUAAAAAUUGUUUGUGUUGACAUAUUGACAUUCAUGUGACACUUAUUUCAGUACACCCUUUCACUUCAUCUUUUUCAAGAGCUUGCUGACACUCUCUAUUUUAGUUUUCAGUUUGGCUGGGGGGUUUUUGGGGGUUUUUUUUAGGGGGGAGAGGUGACAUAUUUUGCAAUGAGUGUACUUGGCUAGCUUAAAGUUCACGGAUAUUAGUUUUCCCCCCUCCCCAAUUUUCUCAGAAGCACUUUGAAAAGCUUAUUGUCUUUAAACUGACUGGCCAGCUUGGGAUGAGAUCUGCCUUCUGGGGAUAAAGCCCAGUUUAGAAUAAUGCUCUUGUCAUUCUUUUUUCUUUAUGUAGUACUUCAUGUAUUACUCACUUUUCAAUCUCACUGUUGAAUCAUCAGAAGACUACUAUAUGUCACCCGACAUUGCAGGUCAGAUCUUUUGUUUGUGCACAGAAUGCGACUGACCCUAUUUGACUUUCGGGUUGAGUUUUGUGAAGCAAAACAGAGGUCUAUUUGAUCUUGUGUGCUCUGGCUAGUGCUGUUUCAGGAUGCAUCCUGGUCUUAUCUGAUCUUGCAGAUCAAGUCUAUUUGACUAAUAUGCACCCUGCCUUGGCAAUAUUUGCUAUGGUUGAAGUAUAGAUGUGAUUCGGCCCCAUGGUAUGUAAUUGGGUGGUUGGAUGACUGAGGACAAACCUACUGUCUUAACUCUGUCUCUCGCACACCUAGUUAUCUUGUCUUCAUAACUCUACUUUAUGUCGUCUUGGAGGAUGUACAUCAGACAUCUUUUCUUAUGCUUUAAAUACUGUACCCAUCUCAUGAUGCUUAACACAGGAACUUAUUAUGAAUAUAUUAGAGCCAUCUAUGAACUUAUCUUGCCUUUUACUUUCUUCCUUUGGUGUCUGUGGUGUAGUGGCUAAUUGUUUGAGCAUCACAAUCAGAAGUUACAAGUUUGACACCAGUGUGUGGAGGUUUUUUUUUUUAGGAUCUCUGUCUGUCUGCUGGGGCAUUGUAUUAUUACUCUCAGCCCAGGAUGCCCUUGAAAGGCAGGGUCAAAGCAGCCAGCCUUCUUAAUGAUCAAAAUUUUGUCGAUGGGGGAGUAAAACAUCAACAGCUAUAAUUAUAAGUACUUUUUUGUCUCUCUGAUUGUGUCUGACUGUGAAUCUUUCAGAUAGAUUCCAGAGACUAGAAAUUUUAGAAGUUCCUAUUGGUUUUUUAAAAUAUUUUUUUAUAUAAUUUUUUUUUUUAAAGUUCACAUGACGACUAUGAACUUGGUACAUAUUGUAUGUUUUGCAUGAUUUUAUCUGUUAUUAUGUUCAUUAUUUCGUUGUCCUAAAAGUUGUUAUGAUUUAUUGCAUGUUGCAACUUGCUAUCUUGUCUCUGUGUAUUGUAUCUCUGACUUUUCUCUGUGCUUGACUUUUCACUGCCAGUGCUACUUUUUGCUUGGAAAACUCAAGGCUGCUUGAUGUUAGCAGCUGUUUGUAUUUGAAAAGAAUAUUGUCUGGCACUACCAGUUUUGCAUCAUUUUGUAGCUCGACAAGUGGUCGGCACCUAAUUGUGUGAAUAGGGUAUCAGGUAUUAUUCUCUAUGUGAGUUUUUCUACUGUAUAAUGUUUGAGCAUUUCUGCAGUUACUUGUGGAGACCUCUGGUAUUCUCUAUGUCAUGUAACAAUGUAUUAAGUGUCAUGUCAUUCUAUGGUUAGUUGACAAAAUGAACAACGUUGACAGAGCAACCUUCCUGGCUUGGACUGCCGCCAGUGAGUGUAGCGAUUUGGCGCUUUGCCUUCACAGGCAGAAGGCUUAUUUUCAGUUCUCAUGUGGGGAGAUUUUUUAUCGAGUAUCUUUGUCUCUCUGCAAAGGCGUUGUGCGUUGUAUCCCUCUCAGCCCACAUCGCCCCUGACAGGCAGAUUCGAAGCUACCCACUUCCUAUAUGAUAUGUUUUGUUGAUGGAUGCCCAAAACAUCUACAACAACUGUGUGUCUAGCAAUAUCAUAUAUGGGGCAGUUAGUCCUGAGGUGGCUGUGUUCCUAAAUUGCUACUUAUGUCGUCUCAUUGACACUUGUCUUUUUUUUUUUUUUUUUCCAUUGGUCUCUCUUGAUCUAACGUAUUCUGUGUGUUCGGUGGUUCACAUUGUAAACUGCCUUCAGAGUGAAGAGCAGGUAUUCUAAUCCAUAUCUAUGUAGCAUGUCUUCAAACUAACUCCUUCUCUUUCUUGCUUUAAAAAUGUACUCUUUCCUGGUUGAAGUUUUGGAUCGCUUUCUCCAAGUGAUGAAUACGGAUUGUCUGUAUAAGCUGCUGGGUGACAUGCUUUUGAUUCAUAUCUAAGUUUGUGAAAAUUUCCCGCUCAGUGAGAUCAAGCAGCGUGUUAUGGAAGGUUUAAAGCAGUACAUGUAUUUUGUUCCUCUUCCUUUUAACCUUUACAUGUUUCUGAGUUUUGAGUAUUUAAUCCACAGUUUGGCUUGACCAAUGGUCAAAGCAUCAUGCUUUCUUUGUGUUUCUGUGGUAUUUUAUUAACCAUUGCUACUGGUAUGUAGUUGACUUAAAAGGUUUUGAACUCUAAACAUUCACUCUAGAUGAAAAGCCUACCUCUCGUUUUUUUUUUCCACUACAUUAGAUGUCUCUUGUCUUGUGUUCUAACCACACAUGGUUUUCCUUUUUCUGUAUCCUGAGUCGCUUGCUCUGGAUCCUGUUACUCUUGUGAAAAUGAAGACAGAUUUUUUUUCCCCCUCGUCCACUAAAUGUGCUUUAAAACGAUAGCAUCAAAUUCGAUGUUUUGUUUCGUGUUUACUUUUUUAUUCUUUCUUUGUGUUCAUUUUCUGUUAAUUCUGACAAGCUUAUGAAAGCACAUGCAUAACACCUUCAUCUUUGUUCGCUCAAAACUGUUAUUUUAUUUGGUUUCGGUAUUAUUUGGGGGGUUUUUCCCUGUCAAGGUCAUGAACACAUUUUGGCAUAACAAGAAAUAAUAAUAAUUUUUACAUUUUCCAGUGAAACUUACCUGUAUGUCAGCCUGGAACCAUGUUACUGAAAUGAAAAAGGCAUUAUUUUUUGUAAACUGUUCAGCCUUUUAUAUCUCUUGCUAUUUUUUUUUUCAAAAGUAUUAUAAUUAUAAUGUAGAGAAGUAAAGCUAAAGAUGUUUUUUUUCAAUGAUUAGUAUAGUUGGAUGAUUGUGGUAAGUCACUUGUAGACUUGUAAUUGUAAAGAGUAACAGUAAACAUAUGAGCCAUUCUUGUCUUUCCAUUUGUGGAGAUUUAGACUUGUGUCAGUAUACCUGCCUGAUGGUAAGACGAACUCUGCUUACCAGUGCAAAUUUACUUGAUACAGAGCUUAAGAGUGGUGUUUUCCCUUUUACAUUAAGACAAAUUCAAACAUAGGAAGCCCCUAGGUGUUUCGUUGGGGAGGGGGGGGGGGGGGGAGGGUGAAGACAGGAGGAGAGAAAGGUAUUAAAAUUUUGUUCAGGGAGUGAAAUGCAUGUCACUAAAUUUUUUUUAAAGAGUUGAAAAGGAUUACCCCCAUUAGGCUUUAAAAAAGGUGAUUACGUGAUUUGAAUUUCAUUUUUUCACAAUACUAAAUGUAAAGGCAUCGCUGAUGAUAUAGAAAUCGUGUGUCUCGUAUGGCCUUUUUUAUUCUUAUGGCUUAGAGGAUGCCGGUCGCUCAGUUUAUAUCAUUAUUAUAGACUGGUGCGGAUUCUUAGGUUGAAUCUAGUUUUGAGGAGUUCUUGAAUUUGUAGUUGUGUAGAUACUGUAGUUUUUCUAGGCUUACCACGCUCCUGGCUCAUUUGUAUGAAAGUUUCAAAGAUAGAAGUUAAAUCCAGCAAUCCUGUAUCUUAAGUGACAUUGCAGCAUUUCGAGGAAUGUUAUACUCACAUGGUACUUUGCUUUGAUAGUUCCAGCAUUUUUUAUGGUAGAUUAGCAUUCUGCUCUCUCUGUUAAAUUUAUUAUUGGUUGUGACCAUAACUUAAACAGUCAUGAGAAUGAAUCUUGUCUAAUACACUUCUGAUUUUGUCUUCUGCGUAUGAGAGAAAAGGAAGGACAAUGUAUGUGUUAAUUACAAAAGUUGUUGAAUUUUUCUCUGUGCAAGUAGGCUACAAAUUCUGACUUAGUGGAGUAUGAUGAGCAUUGUUUGUAAUUAAGGCAGAUGCUGUCAGAGGUUAAUACCUGUUUGUAAAACGUAUGCAAGGAAAGCUACAAUUUUUUUAGAUUGAAAAAUAUGGGUAAUUUAAAUAUUUGUUUGUUUUGGGUUGGGUUUUUUUCAUCAGAUUUGAUAUGAAACCCAAAGUGAAAUCUGUAACUACAUUGGAGAUAUAUGGAAUCUGCAUUAAAGAAAUAAGUAGGAGAUUUUAAAUUCAAAAUUGUUAUUGUGUUACAUUCCAUGUGCUUCAUGAGUGGUUCUGAAUAAAGUUUUGAAAAGUAA
Molecule: messenger RNA, 8361 nt
Organism: Aplysia californica (California sea hare)
Lineage: Eukaryota; Metazoa; Mollusca; Gastropoda; Aplysiida; Aplysiidae
Exons: 5
Coding region: 278-3343 (1021 amino acids)
Source: RefSeq, a predicted model, not a curated record